Messenger RNA from Brassica napus (rape), 3458 nucleotides. RefSeq lists its product as uncharacterized. Bases 261 to 3176 code for a protein of 971 amino acids. The transcript is spliced from 4 exons. NCBI's taxonomy places the organism in Eukaryota, Viridiplantae, Streptophyta, Magnoliopsida, Brassicales, Brassicaceae. The record is from RefSeq and is a predicted model, not a curated record.
AUGUGGACUUAUAUUACACCAAAAAUAUCAUUUUAGUGCCUUGGUUCUUCUCUCUCUCCAUCUCCAUCUCUCUUUCUUCAAUGCUCUCUUUCUCUCUCUAAGAAACCAUUUUUUCUUCUUCUUCUUCUUCUUCUUCUUCUGCCAAGCAAACCCAUCGAAAGUUUGAGUAGAUCGGAUAUAAACUGGUGAUGAUAAAGAAGAUGUGGUGUUAUGCUGGGAAGCGAAGAGGCAGAUAGAUAGUAACAGUGGAAGAGAAUCAAAUGUUCUUAUCCACUGAGAACCCACCACAUGACCACCCACUUCCUUCUUCUCCCAGUUUCGUACAUCUCACCUCUACCUCUUCCCAUGAAUUAGCUCAGUCCCAUCCCCACAGUUUCUCCAUCAGAGAUUACGCAUAUAGUAACCGGAAGAACAACAUCAACAACAACUGGCCCUUUUCUCCCAAAAGUCUCCAACUUCUUUCAACUCAUGGAGUGACUGAUCCUUUGCCACCGUUUCAGAUCACGGUUAGUUCAUCGUCAGGGAAGCAGAUUGUAUCCCAUGUCCAACGAGGAAGAGAUUUAGCUAAACUUAGGCUCAACCAGACAAUAGCAAAGACUAGACAAGGAGAUUGUAGCCAGUCUAAGAUCGUCAAGAAUGGUUUGUUCAGGAGCACAAGUGUUUCCAAGUCUAAGGAAGAGAUAGUACUAGUAGCUGCUACAAGUAAUAACCACCACAAGAGUAAAACGUGUGGACGAGGAGGAGGAGGAGGAAUGGUGAAAUCCAAAGAAGCCACUAGUUGUGUUGGGAUCGAAUCAAUCAUGGCUUCAAAAACAUGUCCUAUUUGCAAAACCUUCUCAUCAGCUUCCAACACUACUUUGAAUGCUCACAUCGAUCAGUGUAUAUCCGUAGACUCACCGGUUAUUAGCAAGCCAAACAAGCCUAGAGUUAACCAGCCUCUAUCUGUUGAUUCAGCGGUGCCAUUGGUUACUAGUAAGCCAAGCAAGCCUAGAGGUAAGCCACUGAUGAAAGUGAAAACAAUGGUUGAUAUCUACGCUACUGCUAAAGAAUGCACAUUAGAAGAGCUUGAUAAAAGAAAUGGAACAAAUUGGGCUGUGAUCUCGAGCUACACGAAUAGGGUUGUUGCUGAUAAGUCUGAAGUGUCCAAGAAGCGGAAAGUUGCUCCUGUCGGUGUUGGUCCUGUUUAUGUUGAUGCCAAGGGACAAAAACUGCGGAUAAUAACAGAGUUCAGCGAGAAGAAGACUUCUUCUACUACUAGAUGGAGAGAGCAGCAAGAGGAUGGCAGUAAUGAAAAGAAAAGUUCAAGCCAAGGUAGUAAAGAAAAUAGUAAAAGCUCAAGGAAGAGACGUCAGGGAAAGAAACAUCGUAAGUAUCUUAAACUAAACAACAGUCACAAAACCAACGAGUCAGAGCAGGCACCGGAGUGUCAAAGAGGGGUUUCUGGAGAAGGUAGCAGCACGGGUCAUCGUAGAAUCUUUAAUCAGCGGAUGUUAGCAACACGUGUUUCAGUUUCGAAGAAGCUAAAUGAGAAAGGAGAUAAAGUUUAUGCGUUGCAGGAUCAGCCAUCUGAGGAUGAUGAUGAUGAUGAUUCAUGGUCAGGAGGAGAUCAUGUUGUGCUGCGAGGUACUGCUUUGUCUGCUUUAGAUAAACAGAAGCUGCGGGGAGAAGUGUCUGGAAGGAAUAAGACUAUGUUUGGGAGUAAAAGGGCUCAAAGAGUUCGGAUGAGCGAGAAGGAGGAGACAUCACUUGCAGGAGCUCAUCUAAACACUGUCAGGUUGAAGAAGAGCCUUAGUUCGAUUCAAGAAGAUAAGCAUCCACCCGGAAAGAAUGUCAGAGAGGUGACAGAUGCGUCUCCUCGUGCAACUAGUCUGAGAAAGCUGUUGCCACCAUUUGUAGCAAAUGGCUGGAGACGAUUAUCUCUGCCUGUGGAACUAAAGAGAGCUCGGUUGGAUUUGUCAGAUGAAGAAGAAGAAGAAACUGGGAGAUGGGAAUCUGAAAUGACACAAGAACGUGAACUAUCAGAUGAUGAUUAUGUUUCCGGUGAUAAUGGAGAAAGAAAUGAGGUCGUACACAGAUCAAAUCCCUUAACAUUUAGUGGUUACAAUGAAUAUGAAUAUGAAGAUGAUGAUGACGAAGAAAGUAGCGAAGAGGAGGAAGGAGCCAAUGUGUUGGACAAAACAGAUGAGUUCUACCAGUCAGAUACUCCACCAUCUAAUGAAACCAUACCUAGCGAGAGAGCUUAUUUGUAUAACUCUGAAGGAGUUGAGAAUAUGGUUUACGAGGAGGACGAUGAUGUGAGGUUUGUUUCUGAGGUGGGAAAGGGAAGCUUAUACGUAGAGGUUGAUACCAUUCCCAUUCCAGGACCUCCUGGAUCAUUCAUACCGAGUCCCCGGGGUAUGAGUUAUGACGAGCAUCUUGGAAACUCGUCGGUUAUCACAAGCCAGCUCCAGUCUUCCAUGGAUCAGCUUGACAGACACUCUUCUGAAUCACCUGUUUCUGCUUUUUCAAACUUUGCAGCUGCUAGAUUGAGUUUUCCAACAGAGCUAUUCUCCAUGGACGUUCCUUCUUCCUACUCCACAACCCCAGUGAGCUUUUCUGUUCCAUCUCAUCCUGAGAAGAUGGCUGUUGACAAGGCAAUAACACCUCCGAGCUUUAGAAACAAUGAUGGUGAGCCUUGUUGUUGCCAAAGAAAAGAGAGAAUCUCCGAGGGCGUUACUUUGAAUCACCAACCAUCUCAUCUACUGCAGCGAAGAGACGCAGCUUCUUCUUCUUCAAUGGCCAUGAACCUAACCAAACCGCUCACAUGUUUGGAUCCAAAUCAUCCUUUUGAGCAGUCACCACCAUACAUGAUCCAACAAGAGUUUGAUCUUCAUAGUAAAUUCUCAAACAAGGGGAAUGUCAAUGGCGCUGUUGUGGUGCCUCCUAGUCCUUCAAACUCGGUUCUGCGGUUAAUGGGAAAAGACUUGAUGGUCAUGAACCAAGGAGAAGCAUCUCUGGCUAGCUUAAAACCAACCCCACAGUUUCUUGAUCCUCCUCCACUAUCUACUGGAGCCGGCUUAUACUUAAACACAGGUCUCUAUUUAAGGAACAGUUUGGAGCCAAAACAUCAAACACAGACACAAGCUUCAGCAUUCAGAAACAGUUUUGAUCAUGUGAGGUACUUUUCUCAAAGCUAGUCAACUUAAAAGUUUCGAUCUUUAUGAAGUUUAAGAAGAAAUUGAGAAGUGGGUUCUCUUUGAAUACGGAUCCUAGAAGCAUUGGGUUUUAAGGUAGGUGUUCUACGGCUUCCAUGCUUUAUCUCUUUCUGCAGAGACUGUUGUUGUGUAGUAAAAAAAAAAAAAAAGCUAAGACUUGAAAAUAACACUAUGUAGAGAUAAGUAACUUUACGCUUUCAGUUGCUACCAAGUACCAAAGUUGUCUAAAAGCUUCAGAAAGUUUAAAAACAAACUUUUACUUUA